This is a messenger RNA of Spea bombifrons (plains spadefoot toad), 1083 nucleotides long. RefSeq names its product latexin (gene LXN). Gene Ontology annotation, molecular function: metalloendopeptidase inhibitor activity. The coding region runs from base 128 to 793 and encodes 221 amino acids. NCBI's taxonomy places the organism in Eukaryota, Metazoa, Chordata, Amphibia, Anura, Pelobatidae. The transcript has 6 exons. The record is from RefSeq and is a predicted model, not a curated record.
GUUAUUAGUGCAAUGGGCAGCUCCUCCCCGCACCCUUCCUCGUUUCUAUUCACUGAUUGCAAGGGAAGCAAACGCAGGGGCACAGGUUUAAACUGUGUCAUAUCGUAGGCCUCCAACAGCAAGCAUCAUGGAGUCAAUCAAUCCAUCCUUCUACCCUGCCACAAGGGCCGGCGCAGCGACCGAGAACUUCAUUAACUACAAGCUUGGCGGCCCUCACCGGCUAUUCCAGUUAAAGGUGACAGAAGCGAGGAAAGAGAGUAUUCCCGGGGUUGGAAAUAAAUAUUAUAUCACGUCUUCUAUGAAGGAUUUAGUAAAUGAGCGACCUGCUGUUAGUUGCACCGCGGAGAUUCUGUACUAUCAGAGCGACCAGCAGAAAGCCCCCGAUGUCAGCUUUAACCUACAGACAGAGCUUGAGAAUUACACGUUGGAAAAAGAUAUUGAGUUUUACGACAGAAUGAAGGCUUUGCCCCAACCGCUCAAAGCAACAGACAUCCCAGAUAAAUUUGGCAACGUGGCGGCAGACAUGGAGCCCGUCUGGCACUUGGCAUUGGCAGCCUGCGGUUAUGUGAAGUGGCAAAACUCCACAGAAGACACUUUCUACGCGAUGGCGUUAAUUAAAAGCGUCAAACAGAAGAAAAGACAAGAUACAGCCUUAGAAUUUCACUAUGUUAUGCUGAUCCACGAAAUGGUAACGCAGGAAAUGAUUCCUUGGCAAAUAGAUAUUUUAUGGGAUCCAUGGCAAGGGAUAAAAAUAGAAAACCAAGUUCGUCUGCCGAAAUCAUGUUGCAGUUAAACAGACCAGCGACGGCCCCCCAAGAGGCAGUCUCCGUGUAGCGGUACUUACGGCACAGAUCUGGCGAUCGUCUCUCUGAAGGCGACUUUUGGUUUUCCCAUGAUGCAUGGACAACCAUAUUCCCUUUCCAUCCGCUUGAAAAACCAGCAAAAAAACAGAAAAAAAAAAGAAAUUGGUGAACCAAACAAAUAAUUCCAAGUUAUUUGUGUUGAUUUCCAGACUCCCAAGAUAACCGAUUACAACCUCCUUUCAUGUUUUGGGCGUUACCAAAAUAAAGAGGUAUGAUACCC